AUGCGCCUUCGUCCAACUUGUGUGCCAUUGAUGGCAAUGGUGCUAUUCUUUACUCUUGUCAAUGCCGUGGCACCCGUAGUCGAUGUAUUAUACAGCAAAUACAGGGGCAAUGACCUUGGAAACGGUGUUACUUACUGGCUCGGAAUGCGUUACGCUGCACCUCCUCUGGGUGAUCUCAGAUUCAUGCCUCCCCAAGACCCAGUCAGGAGUCGUCAGACAAAGAACGCAAACAAGUUCAGGCUCAAAUGCGUUUCCCAGAGCGCAAAAGCUCGAUUCAUUGGAAAGUCACAGUCUGAAGAUUGCCUGUUCCUCAAUGUGUUUGCGCCGUCAAACGCUUCCAGGCACGCCAAGCUCCCCGUCUUCGUCUACAUCCAAGGCGGAGGCUUCAACGAUAACUCUAGACCCAAGAUAAACGGAACUGAUCUGAUCAGAGCUUCGGAUAUGAAAAUUGUCGUCGUCACUCUGAACUAUCGUGUAUCAGUUCUAGGCUUUUUCUCAUAUGGCGAUAAGGUGCAACCAAACAAUGGCCUCCUCGACCAAAGAAAGGCCCUUGAGUGGGUACAGAAGUAUAUAUCAAGGUUUGGAGGCAACCCGCGACAUGUUGUUCUUGGGGGGAGUUCCUCUGGGGGGCGAGCGUGGCCUUCCAUCUCGCAGCAUACGGAGGGAGAGAUGAUAAGUUUGGAGCAAGCGUCGUAUCAAGCAGAAAGUUUCAUCGAAAAUAUCGGUUGCUCCUGCAAAGAUGCCAUUGCUUGCAUGCGAACCAAGACUAUCGCCGAAAUCAUAGCCGCCAAUAUCAAGGUCCCAUACCCUGGAGGCACACGAGUACCAAUCGGCAUGUGGGGUCCUGUUAUUGAUGGAGAUUUCGUACGAGAUGCUCUCUGGAACUCGUUCCACCAAGGGAAGUUCGUCAUGGUCCCUUCUAUCAUCGGUGCCACAACCAACGAGGGAAGAGCAUCUGCACCAGCUGCAUCCUCGAAAGUAGAAGUCGAGGAAUUUUUCAAGGCCGAGUUUCCGCUUCUUGAGUCAACUCAUAUGGCUCAGAUCACAGCCUUAUACCCAGGUUUGGCAGAUACAUGUUCGAAAGCUGGCUGUCUCAAACGACCCCUGAGCGAUGCAUACGGAGACAUGAGGUUUCAAUGCUCAGGCAUCUCGUUCUCAGAAUCAAUCUCCCGCUGGAUGCCAAAGAAAACCUGGAACUACUGGUAUAACGUCGAGGAUCCAGGUUUUCUGGCUCAAGGGAGAGGUGUAGCUCAUUGUGACGAGGCUUAUGCAAUAUGGGGGCCUGGCAAUGGGGGCUCCGGGGCACCCCGAAGAUACUUCCCAGGUGGGAUCAAUGCUAAUGCAGUCAACGUCAUUCAAGGCUAUUGGAUAAGCUUCAUUCGAUCUUGCAACCCUAAUAAAUACAGGCUUCCUGAUACAACGAUAUGGGGAGUCUUUUCGAAGGCCUUAAGGCACAGGCUGGUAUUUAACACAGGGGGCAGGACUAGCUUAGUGAGCAUGACCCUGGAUUUACAGGAUAAAUGCACUUACUUUAACUUAAUUGCAAGUAUAAUGCAGCAAUAA
Molecule: messenger RNA, 1563 nt
Organism: Fusarium mangiferae
Lineage: Eukaryota; Fungi; Ascomycota; Sordariomycetes; Hypocreales; Nectriaceae
Exons: 3
Coding region: 1-1563 (520 amino acids)
Source: RefSeq, a predicted model, not a curated record